Messenger RNA from Beta vulgaris subsp. vulgaris (sugar beet), 1335 nucleotides. RefSeq lists its product as uncharacterized. The transcript has a single exon. Lineage: Eukaryota; Viridiplantae; Streptophyta; Magnoliopsida; Caryophyllales; Amaranthaceae. The record is from RefSeq and is a predicted model, not a curated record. The coding region runs from base 235 to 831 and encodes 198 amino acids.
UUAAAAAAACCAGCUUCUUAUUCAAGCUCAUAUACCUUUCAUACCAUAUAGUAGUACACUAGUACUUUGUUCUGUAUAUAUAUAUAUAUAUAAACGUUUUGGCCAUUCUUUUUAUAACUCUGUUGUUACAUUACAUUUCAUUUCAUUGAUACAAGAAAAGCCCCUAUAUUCUAUAUAUAACUUAAGGUUAUAUGCUUGUAUAUAUCAUUUCAUUCACUAUAUUCUUUGUCUAGAAUGAAGGUGAAAACACCAAAUUUAUUGAAGAAGAUAAUAGCAGCUUUUUCAAGCAAAACAAACGAGCUAAGAAUACGUAUUAUGAUAUUCUUCCUUUUACAUAAGAACAUAGACAAAGCUUCAUUAACCCAUUCUCUUCAAGCCCUUGUUUCUCACCAACCUCACCAAAAGAAGAAAAACGACGAAGCUUUCGAGGAGGAAGAAGGAAGCAAGGGAAAUUUGUUGAUGAGCUACAACAAAGCUUCAAGCAUGAUGGCAAGCCAUGCCAAUGAUCUGAGCUUGGCAAAAGAUGUGCCGCGGCCGGCGAAAUACGAAGCAAAUGAUCAAGAAGAUGAGGAACAAGAAGAACAAGCAGGGGUGGAUUUGACGUACGAGAUUUUUAAGGAGUUGGAGGCGGAGAUGGAGGACGAGAGGGAGAGUAAAGAGUUUGUGAAAGGUGGUGAAGAAAGGUUGAUGGUGGAUGGUGUGGUGGUUGAGGAGGAAGAAGAUAUAGACCAAGCAGCUGAUCUGUUUAUACAAAGGUUUAAAAAACAGAUGCAAUUGCAAAAGCAACGUUCUUUAGAGAGGCAACAAUGGUUGCUCUUGACUAAUGCUUAAGAAAGAAAGUUUAGCUUCAGACCACCACCCCGUUUCCUAUAUAUGCAACAAGAAAACGGCUAGGGUUUCGGCUUAAUGGGAAACUUUAUGUUCGAGCUACUUUCGAGUUUUAUAAGCACGGAAAUUGUUCGAAUCUAGAGAGUUGAGAAUUUCCGGAAAAGGGAAAUCUCGAUACUUAGAGGUUUUCCGCUUCAUGGAGUCAGAUUGCUAAGAUCCAAGCUAAGUAAUGUAUAUGUAUGUGUCAUUUUAUAAAAUUUUAAAAUCAUGAAUGACGCAGUAAUUAUGUAACUUUUUUGUUUGUUUUUUCUUGAAAGGUUGUCCAAUAAAUAUUACUAUGUUUUCUCUACAAAAUUUAUGUAUGAGAGUUAUUGAGAAAGACUUUUGUAAUGAAAAUGACAUGGAACUAAAAACGCAUGUCAUCCAUAAUCCUCAGGUUCAUAAUAUAGAUCAUUCCAAUUUCCUAUAUAUCAUAUCUAUAAUUUAUAUAAAGGUCGUUCCUCAUUA